Molecule: messenger RNA, 578 nt
Organism: Leguminivora glycinivorella
Lineage: Eukaryota; Metazoa; Arthropoda; Insecta; Lepidoptera; Tortricidae
Exons: 2
Coding region: 141-512 (123 amino acids)
Source: RefSeq, a predicted model, not a curated record
UGGUGCACCUGGAUCAAAGAAGAUCCAGGUGCCACCAAUAUUACACAUUAGAAUACUAAUUUUAAUCGAUCGAUCAUUCAAAUAAUUACUCAUUUUGUGUCCAUUCAAGAAGUCACCUUUUCAAGUAGCGAGGUAGCAGGAUGUUAGAUACAUCAGAACACCUAUUCAACUUCGUUCCUUUGGCAUCAUCCCAAACUCAAAGUCAGAGUGAACGGGAGUCAGGGGUGAGACGUCUGUCCUUGGGGGUCAAGAGGAAGGCAACACCCGUUUACUCGUUUAUCAAAAAACCACAUCGGAAUGGAGGUACAAAAGUCAUCAAAAUAGAAAUUUACGACAGUAACAAAUUGAAUGAGAACUUUGAACAUAUAUGUAAAUGUAAUGCCGAGCUGUGUGCCCAAUAUGUAGUGAAAAAUACGUUAUUAGACCAAGUUUACGAAUUAACGCGUAGAGUAAUUGACAAGAUAGACGAAGGUUUGUCCUCAGAUACGCCACAUGGGUACACCAUCGAAUAAGGGUACAAUUUAAUGUGAUUGUGUAAUAUGAACAUAGUUCUUAAGUUAAUAAACAUUAUAAAAGUA